This is a messenger RNA of Plectropomus leopardus (leopard coralgrouper), 1942 nucleotides long. RefSeq names its product nuclear envelope integral membrane protein 1 (gene nemp1). NCBI's taxonomy places the organism in Eukaryota, Metazoa, Chordata, Actinopteri, Perciformes, Serranidae. The record is from RefSeq and is a predicted model, not a curated record. Gene Ontology annotation, cellular component: nuclear envelope.
GGAGAUGCGGUGCUCUCAUCAUGGCGGGAUGCAUGAAAAUGAUAAACGGUUUUACCCUCACAAGUGCUAAAUUAUCAGUUUUCACGGUGCUGCUCAUCUGUUUACAUCAAACCUCAGGGGACCGGGAUACGGGUGACAAAUAUCCGAUAACUGAUCUCCAGGAUGGAGACGAGUACGUCAUGUCAGGGCCCAACAGGUUCUGUUACAAAAGCACUUUGGUGCCAACAUGGAGGCAAACAUGGACAAGAAUUCAGGUCAAAGUUUGGAGUUCAAACGUAUUUAAGGUGGCGACUGUGGAGGGUGAGGAGGAGCUGCAGGAGUUGGAUCGCUUCAGUUUCUGGGGCUGGUUUCAGAGUUUGUUACGUGAGCGGCACAAUGAAACCACUAUUAACAUCAAUCUGUUCAGCAAGAAGACAUGCUUCAAGAUCGAUCCUGCUGACAAAACUAAGUACACCGUCAAGCACCUGCGCAAGUUUGAUAUCUAUCUGUUUUUGGUAUUCUUCGCUGGGGCAUUGUUGUUCCUCUUUGCAGGAUCACUAAGCAGGAGUCAAGUUUUCUUCUACUCUGCUGGUAUGAGCACAGGCAUGAUUGCCUCUCUCAUCAUCCUCGUUUUCAUUUUGGCACGCUUUUUGCCAAAGAAAAGCCCGUUUUAUGCGUUGAUUGUUGGCGGCUGGUCGUUUUCUGUGUAUGCCAUCCAGCUCGUCUUUAGGAACCUUGGCAUAAUUUUGCGAGAGCACUGGAACGUGGUAUUAGGUUAUGUCGGAGUGGUGGGAUUCAUCACUUUUGCUGUGUGUUACCGUUACGGUCCUCUGGUGGAUGAGAAGAGCAUCAACAUCUUGUCAUGGACACUGCAGCUGUUUGGCCUUCUCCUAAUUUAUUUAGGAAUUCAAAUUCAGCAAGUUGCGUUCGCUGUCAUCGUGGCAGCUUUGCUCUCCAAACAUCUGGAGUACCCGGUCUUUUUGGCAGUGGCUGCAUGGAGGAAAAUCAGAGGGUAUGUACGCUGGAAGCCGGAGCCACGUCGCCUGUUGACUGAGGAGGAGUAUCAGAAGGAGGGGGAGGAAGAGACGCGGCGUGCUCUGGAGGAGCUGAGGAAGCUCUGCAACAGCCCAGAGUUCAGUCCGUGGAAAACAGUGUCCAGACUGCAGUCCCCAAAAAGGUUUGCUGAUUUUAUUGAGGGGUCUCCUCACCUGAUGCCAAAUGAGGUGUCUGUCCACGCGCAGGAAUACGGCUUUGGAGGAUCUUUUUUUGAGGAUGAAUUUUUUGACACAGACGACGAGGAAGACGACAUUAAGCCCAUGAUGAAACCGGAGUGAGACGCCACCGUGUUAUAACAAGUAUGAAAACAAAGACUGUUACAUUAUUGCCUUUCAGAAAGGUGUCCGGAGAGCAGCUCUCCGAGGCUUCUGUGCAAACUUCCGGUCUGAUUUCGAGUGAUUAUUGUCGAGGCUGGAUUUGGUCAAAAACAUGGAUUGUGAUUUCAGUCAUGAGAGGCACCACAACAAAAAGUGACUGACAGUCACAGACAGAACAGUGGUCAUUUCUGUUAUCAGCAUUAAAAAUGGCGAAACAGUGUAGUUUCAAAGACUGUGCACUAAAGCCAGAUCUCUUCUUUUUUUUAGGGAACAAAGGCUUCUGUUAAAUUUGAGGUUACAGAUCCGUUGAUACUCGAUUGGGACCUUUUUUCGGAGGUCAAAACAAGUGAACUUUCUACUGUGUGGUGAUAGUUUGUGUUGUCUUUUAUUUUAGAUAAAGGUUUUACGUUUUCAAAACCGUGUUCACAGCCUUUAGCCGCUAAAAGCUCACUGUAAUCAGAGCGUCCAGAUUACAUGCACAGUUUAUCAUGUGACAUGACGACAUCACGAAGCGCUAGGGGAGGAAAAUUUGUUCAAGUUUGUAUUUGACAGUUUUUUCAUUUAAAUGGACAUAAAUGUUCAGAGGUGUU